This is a messenger RNA of Oncorhynchus masou masou (cherry salmon), 4530 nucleotides long. Its product is annotated as denticleless protein homolog. Gene Ontology annotation, biological process: proteasome-mediated ubiquitin-dependent protein catabolic process; mitotic G2 DNA damage checkpoint signaling. Gene Ontology annotation, molecular function: protein-macromolecule adaptor activity; protein binding. The transcript has 15 exons. NCBI's taxonomy places the organism in Eukaryota, Metazoa, Chordata, Actinopteri, Salmoniformes, Salmonidae. Gene Ontology annotation, cellular component: nucleus. The record is from RefSeq and is a predicted model, not a curated record. Bases 105 to 2120 code for a protein of 671 amino acids.
UUCGCGGGAAAGGGGGGAAACAAACAGAAGAUCAAAGCACAGGAAUUGCUCCGACGAAUAUAUAUAUUUUUUUUAAAUCGUCGGGCUUCGGCUGAGUUAGAGAAAUGCUUUUUCGCUCCAUUGUUGAAAGAGGAGUCCGUAAACGGAGGCGCAAUGACCUCAGCCCAAAGUACCCGUUGUCCUCUCUGCUGAACGGCUACCAGUGUGCACGGCAUGAUGAACACAUCUCAUACGGGAAAAUGGGGGUAGCCGUGCCCCCUUUUGGAUGCGCCUUCUCUACAGCUCGAGGGUUGCAGAGUGUAUUUGCUGUGGCCAACGAGGAGGGUGUCUUGAGGCUCUACAACACAGAUAACAGACAGAGUCCAGUCCUGAAAGAAUGGAUGGUACACGAGAAUGCUGUCUUUGACCUUGCUUGGGUGCCAGGGGAGGCUAGCUUGGUGACUGCAUCAGGUGAUCAGAUGGCCAAGCUGUGGGACGUGGCAUCGGGGGAACUCCUUGGCAGCUUCAAGGGGCACCAGUGCAGUCUCAAGUCUGUUGCAUUCACACAGCAGGAGAAAGCUGUGUUCUGUACUGGGGGCCGAGAUGGGAAUAUUAUGGUCUGGGACACCAGGUGCAGCAAAAAAGAUGGAUUCUACAGGCAGGUGAAGCAGAUCAGCGGGGCUCACAAUAAGAUGGAUAGAAACACACCCUCUAACACGAAGAAGAGACGCCCAGGCACACGUGGCAUGGCCCCCUCUGUGGACUCCCAGCAGAGUGUCACUGUGGUGCUGUUCCGUGAUGCACACACCCUCAUCUCUUCAGGAGCUGUUGAUGGGAUAAUCAAGAUGUGGGACCUUCGGAAAAGCUACACUGCAUACCACCACGACCCCAUACCGCUCCAGGUGUACCCGUACCCAGGCUCCAGCACACGAAAGCUAGGUUACUCUGGGCUGGUGUUGGACUCCACUGGCUCCAACCUGUUCUCCAACUGCAUCGACGACAACAUCUACAUGUUUAACGUCAGUGGAUUGAAAACCACUCCAGUGGCAGUCUUCGCUGGUCACCUCAACUCCUCGUUUUACGUCAAGUCCACUGUUAGCCCAGACGACCAGUUCCUGGCUAGUGGCUCAAGUGACCAUCAUACGUACAUCUGGAAGAUCUCUGACCCAAAGCAGGCUCCUAUGAUGCUUCAGGGCCAUAACCAGGAAGUGACCUCCAUCGCGUGGUGCCCAACAGAUUUCACAAAGAUUGCUUCCUGCUCUGACGACAACACCGUAAGGAUCUGGCGUCUGGACCGGGGGACGGAUGGAGCAAAGUCCUCUGUCGGAGAGGCCAAUCUGGUGGGCUGGGCAUGUCCUAAACCUGCCACCACCGUGUCCAUUCCAAGGCCUUUGAACCACAUGGAGUCCACCCCAGCCAAGAGUCCCCAGGCAGGGAGUCUGGGGGCCCUGUCCUCCCCCCAGCCUGCCGCCUGCUCCAGUAGUAGAGCCGACGUGCCUCUACCCUCCAGCACCACCACCGCCUCCACCCUUCAGGGUGCUAAAGCCACCCUCCUAUGCCAGAAAACACCCUCUUCCAUCAGGAACUGGUUUUCCCGAACCCCUGGGUCUCCUUGGGGACAGGUCACCUCUCCUCUCCACACGGUGCUCAGCCCCCAGAGCCCAACCGGUACUCCUCCCUCGGAGAGGAGGGCCAAGCGCCGACUGGAGACGGGUGACUGUGGGGCAGCAGGGGGCUGCGAUGGUGCAGAGGAGUGCAACUGCAUUACUGAGCUCUACCCUGCAGCCAAGAGCAGCCGAGGACUGGCAGGCAUGUGCUGCCCCAGCCAGGAGCCACCUCAGGCGGGCACAGAGAGGAGUGAGGCUUGGGAAGGAGCAGACCUCCAGGUGGAGGACCCAUCCACACAGGCAGACAAGGAGAACCACUCUCCAGGUGGGGCAGACUGGUUGUCAGUGAUGAGCCAGAGGCUGAGGAAGGGUGUGGGAAACACCAGCAGCAUUCCCAGAAGCCCCAUUGCCUGCAAGAGGCGAGAUGGCAGGAUGCCCACCUCACUGGCAAUGCGCUCUCCCUCCCAAGCAAUGCGCUCACCACGAUCCAUGCAGAAAAUAUCCUCCUACUUCCAGCAAAAGACUUUGGAGUAAUCAGUUUGGAUUGAAAUUGUGCUCUCAGUGCUGAGUGAGAGCACAAUUAUAUGUAUUUUAAUUGGGAUCACUGUUCAACCGAAAAAUAUUUUUAAAGAUGCAUUUAUACAGUAUCAGUCAAAAAUUUGGACACAGCUGAGCUGCUCAUUCAAGGUUGUUUUUUUUUCUUUUUUUUCUACUGUUUUCUACAUUGUAGAAUAAUAGUAAAAACCUCAACUAUGAAAUAACACAUGGAAUCAUAUCGUAACCAAAAAAGUGUUAAACAAAUCAAAAUUUAUUUGAGAUUCUUCAAAGUAGCCACACUUUGCCUUGAUGACAGCUUUGCAUUCUCAACAAGCUUCAUCUGGAAUGCUUUUUCAGCAGUCUUGAAGGAUUUCCCACAUGCUGAGCAAAUGUUGGCUGCUUUUCCUUCACUCAUCCCAAACCAUCUCAAUUGGGUUGAGGUUGGGUGAUUUGUGGAGUCCAAGUCAUCUGACGCAGCACUCCAUCACUCUCCGUAUUGGUCAAAUAUCCCUUACACAGCCUGGGGGUGUGUUGGGUCAUUAUCCUGUUGAAAAUCAAAUGAUUGUCCCACUAAGCCCCAACCAGAUGGGAUGGCGUAUCACUGCCGAAUGCUGUGGUAGCCAUGCUGGUUGUGUGCCUUUUGAAUUCUAAAUAAAUCACUGACAGUGUCAGCAGCAAAGCACUAUCACACCACCUCCUUCGCAGUGGGAACAACACAUGCAGAGAUCAUCCGUUCACCUACUCUGCAUCUCACAAAGACAUUGCAGUUGGAACCAAAAAUCUCAAAUUUGGACUCAUCAGACCAAAGGACAGAUUUCCACUAGUCAAAUGUCCAUUGCUCGCUUUUCUUGGCCCAAGUAAGUCUCCUCUUAUUGGUGUCCUUUUAGUAGUGUUUUUUUUGUUGUUUUUUUUCAGCAGCAGCAAUUUGACCAUGAAGGCCUGAUGUUAUGCGGUCUCCCCUGAACAGUUGAUGUGUCUGUUACUUGAACUCUGUGACGCAUUUAUUUGGGCUGCAAUCUGAGUGCAGUUAAUUGUCCAUUUCUGAGGCUAGUAACUAAUGAUCUUAUCUCUGCAGCGGAGGUAACUCUGGGUCUUCCUUUUCUGUGGCGGCCCUUAUGAGAGCGAGUUUCAUCAUAACACUUGAUGGUUAUUCAUAUUUCUUCAUUUUUCACAGGAUUGACUGACCUUCAUGUCUUACAGUAAUGAUGGACUGCUUAUUUGAGCUGUUCUUGCCAUAAUAUGGACUUGAUCUUUUUGUUUAACACUUUGUUGGUUACUACAUGAUUCCAUAUGUGUUAUUUCAUAGUUUUGAUGUCUUCUCUAUUUUUACUAUUUUCUACAUUGUAGAAUAAUGAAGAGAACCCUUGAAUGAGCAGGUGUGUCAACUUUUCACUGGUAUUGUAGAUAUGUGGGUUGAUUCUUAACCUCAAUGGUUACAAUAUUGCGUAUCCUUAACAGGUUGUUCGCGCAACAUAGAAGACAAACUUUUGAGUUUCCUCGUCUCAUGUCUUUAUAUUGUGCAUUAACUUUGUAUACUUGGUGUGGCUUUUUCUGCCAUCAGUUUAUUCAUUUGUACAAGAUAUUGUAUGAGUUUUGUGAAAAUGUGGAUUUUGUGUGUGUAUAUACAUUAACUUUGAUUAUUGCUUGUAUAAACUGACUUUAGCCAAAGUUGCUUUGUCUUUCUGAACUUUUCAUUGAUUAAAUACCAUCACCUUGGCAUACAACUUUGGAGUGGUACAAAUCUAGGAUAAACUUUUCCUCCCUUAACCAUUAGUAGGUGAAAUUCUUCACCUUACCGUUCAUGUCAUGUUUGAAUUCCAGUGUUGGCUCCCCAUACUGAAUAAUUACCUGUGUCACUACCAUGUCACGCUACAAUUCAUGAAGUGACCAUGGGACUGGAAUUAGUACUGCAGAAAGCAUGUCCCCAGACAACAAUACUUGUAAAAUAAAAAAUGUUAAGAGGCAACUUUGUGUUGUUGGUAUUAUAGAAACAUGUCUAUGGUACUGUGUACUGCAUUUCUCAUUAGGUUUACAGCCCCAUGCAAUGCUGUUCAUCAGUAAAAGGUUUCCAACACUGGUCUCCAACCUGUUUUUACUGUAUACUUUGCCCCUCUGUUGUUUUAACCUGACACCAAAGGUUAUUUGUCACAUGCUUCGUACACAACAGGUGUAGACUAACUGAAAUGCUUACUUAUGGGCCCUUCCCAACAAUGCAGAGAGAAAUAAUAGAUAAUUAAUGACAUAAUUUCAUUAAUUUAGCAGACUCUUAUUCAGAGCAAUUUACAGGAGCAAUUAGGGUUAAGUGCCUUGCUCAAGGAUACAUCAGCAGAUUUUGCACAUAGUUGGCUCUGGGAAGCACACCAGCAACCUUUCAGUUACUGACCCAAUGCUCUUAACUGCUAAGCUA